This is a messenger RNA of Symbiodinium natans, 1167 nucleotides long. NCBI's taxonomy places the organism in Eukaryota, Dinophyceae, Suessiales, Symbiodiniaceae. The record is from the annotation of a GenBank genome assembly.
AUGGCGGCACGGAUGCACCGCCUUCUGUCGGCAGUGGCCAGUCUGGAUGGAUCUCAUGUCAGACGGUCCCGGCGCUUCCUGCUGCUGCUGGUGGGGGUGAUUGGCCAGCUGUCUAUUCAGGAAGAUCUUGUGGGAAAUUGCUUCACAGGAGCCACAGGCUCUCGCCCUCGAAGGGCCUGCGACUCCACCGUGCUCGCUGCCUCGCGACGAGAUGUUCUUCUGGGCACGGGCGCCGGCCUCGCCACCGACACGAAGCCCGUCUGUGAGGUGCCCAUGCGGCGCCUAAGUCGGGUGCAGGGCCAAGUCGGGGGCCAGUUUGUGAGCAUCGGCGCUGUGAUCCAGGGCGAGUCGGUGGAGCUGAUGCUGGAUAGCGGCCUCAGCGAAGCGCUGGUGACUCCCGACCUCGCGAGACGCUUGCGCCUGCGCUCCUUGGGAUCGGCGCAGGGCGAGGCCGCGGGCGGAGCGGAGACCGUUCAACUCGUUGAGGUUACCGAUGUAAGUCUCGCCUGUGGCGAGAAGCUGCCGCCGCUAAAAGCUGCGGUGACAAGCUUUCCGCAAGAGGCGGUGGACACGAACGUGCCGCUGAGCGGCAUGUUAGGCUUCCAGGCCUUCCAAGGCUACGAUGCGGAGUUCGACUUUUCCGCUGGAAAGCUUCGGCUUUGGCGCCCUGGUGCGGGUGUGGCGAUGGCGCGAGCCCAAGGCAUGCGAGAAGUCCAGGGCGUGCUCUUACCAGAGCUCGGAAUCCUUGGGAUUCGGGUGAUGCAGCCGGGGAGCAGCGGCGCCGCUGCGGCUCUGGGCAUCGUGGACACUGGGGCGGCCUUCUCCGCGAUGAACGACGCCGCUGCGCGGAGCCUCCGAGUCUCGCCGGAGCCCGGCGUCGCGAUGAUGGUCAUGGGGGUGGACGGGCGGCCGCUAAAGCUGCCCCUGGCCAAGAAUGUGAAGCUUCCACUGGGGGGCGCUCAACGUGAGGCCGGUGGAUGGGAGACGGCCGUGACCCUCGCGACAGAUGCGACUGCUGUAGGCAAUCUCCCCGCCCUGGCCGCCUUUGUGGGGGACGAGUCUAAGCCCUGUGUCCUUUUGGGAUUAGAUGUGCUUUCUCAGCGUCGUAUCCUCUUUGCAUCAGGUGACGAUCCCCGCAAACAACUGCUUUUUGUGGAUGCCAAGUAA